Molecule: messenger RNA, 6181 nt
Organism: Metopolophium dirhodum (rose-grain aphid)
Lineage: Eukaryota; Metazoa; Arthropoda; Insecta; Hemiptera; Aphididae
Product: E3 ubiquitin-protein ligase RING2-like
Exons: 8
Coding region: 4505-5512 (335 amino acids)
Cellular component (GO): ubiquitin ligase complex; PcG protein complex
Molecular function (GO): chromatin binding; ubiquitin protein ligase activity
Source: RefSeq, a predicted model, not a curated record
UUAUAAUAUUAUGUCCAUGGUUUUUUGUGUUCAACAGUUCAAGAUAAUUCACCUAAUUUUUCUCAAUUUAAUCUUAUGUUUCGUUUUCGUGUAUGAAGGGAUAAAAAAAGUUGUACCUAACAGUCCGUUCGACGUUAUUAAUUAUUAAUUACUGAACAAGCUCAAGGUAUACAGUAUACUUACCUAUCUAUUAACAAGUUUUUAUAUCACCAGAUAUAACCCCUAGACUAUGUAUGAUUCAGCUUGUGAAAAUAAUAAAUUAGUGAAGUUUUUCAGUGAAUCUGCAAAGCCUUUAGGUAGCUCUACUGUGAGUUUCCUCUUCAACGUCCUGUCACUGUUAAUUCUUCUCUCAAAUUUACUUAGUAUGGAUUAGACUGUUCAAAAUGAUGAUGAUGAAGGAUGGUCCAGUGUGUAAUAUUCUUUUUGAUGAUGAUUUUAAUAAUGGUAAUUAUUUAGAGGCGCUACACCCACAUGCAUUCUCUCUGUCUUAUAAACGCAUAACAUACUAAAUUGUACGCUCAGCACAUCACAUUCAGCUUUGUUGGUUUAAAAAUUAGAGCAAAUUGACCUCUUAUAAAAUUUAAAGAAUACUGUUAAACAUAAAAACAAUAAUCAAUCUAUUCCUGUUUAUGUCUGUAUUCAAAAUAAUUACUCUGAUGGGAAAUCAAGUACUACUUGCUCUUCAAAUAAUAAAAAUGCUGUUAAACAUACAGAUUGCAGUCUUCCUAACAAUACUAAUGAAGAAGUUUCUGUGAUAAAUACAGUUCCUCAAUAUGUAAAUAUUUAUAGUCAAUUAAAUAUAAUGACGCAAAAACAAAUUAUUUUAUUCAAAAACAACUUAGUCAACGACUAUAGUGUCCACGUAUAGAACUGUAGAAGCUGCUAAGCCUUUCUGCGACGUUGAUUCUUUAUGGUGCACCAUCAUGGUGUCCUCACAAAACACUCGGCCGACUAAUAAUUUAAACACGACCACCGUCCAUUGGUCCCGGAGGUUGAAGAGUGAUUUAAAUAAUACAAAUAAGAUAGUUCAAUAUAGACAAUUAUGUUAAUGUGUGCGUAGUAAGUGGUAGCUGAGCGCUUCCUCAUUUUCAUAGAAUUUUCCCAUACUAUUGAUACUCCUUAAGACAAUAUAAUUGCAUUUUAAGUAUAAUUAUAUAACACAGAAAAAAAUCAACCAAUCAGAAGUGGAGAAUUAUGACAUGGGCUGGAGGUGAAACAGAUGUGCAUACUGAAAAAAAUUACAACCAACUAUGACGAUACAUAUCUAAUUUGGGGCUGUGAUUGUGAUGGCUGUUGAAAGAGUAUCUAGAGUAUCUACAAGUUACAACUGCUAUCGCCACUACUGACAACCAACCGCAACACCAUCGCGGUAAAAUUUGGUGGAGUUUUUUGACAUUUUCAAGCAUAGAAUAUUACAAUUUCAAUAUACAAUAUAAUAUAGAAUAAUAAAGAUGAUAGGUAAUUCAUAAUAAUAAAAUAAUAUGUCAACAUAGCAAAUAUAUAAUGUUAAUAAUACUAAUACCAGGCACAUUAUAUAUUUUUGAAUAAUAAAAUAGUAAUCAGAAAUUUCAUUUUGUAAAACGGUUAAUAUUAAUGUGGAAAUAUUUUAAAAUUAUUUAGGGACCUAAAUUAUAAUGAAAAAUGAGGUUAAAAUGUAAUAAUAAUAAUAAAUUAAAAAACAACAAUAAUAAUAAUAAUGAAUUACGUAUAAUAUUGUCUAAUGUCUAUAUUGUCAUAUUCAAUGUCAUAAUAUAUUAAACGUUUAAAAAAGUAUUGUUUUAUUUAUUUUGCUGUUGGCACGCUAUGUAUGCCAACUUUUCUACAUAUAAAUUUAAUGAUUCUAUUGAUUUCAUUAUUUUGAAAUUCCGUCAUCACUGAACUUAUAAAUUUUUGUUUUUAUAAUAUUUCUUGGUGUCUAUUAUUUAAAUUUAAACUGCGAAUUUUUAUAUAUAAUAUAUCACAUUGUACUUGCUUUAAGACAUAUACUAAUGAUAAUGUUUAUAAAUUUGAGCUACUAACACUUAAGUGAUUGUCGACUGAUACGUAUGUCUGUGAAACACAACCCAAUACACUAAUAAAUAGUUUUGAAGUAAACUUUGUUUCAAUUAAUUCAUAACGAAUUAAAAUGUUUUCAGAAAUUUUUAUCUGAUAAAAAGGUGCAAUUAAAUAUAAUACAAAUAAAUACAAUUGGCAAAUAAUAAAAUUCAUAAAAUAAUGCAAAAUAAUUAAUAACUGUGUAGCACGAUAUUUAUUUAUUUAUUUACAAAUAAUUAUUUUUAAUAAUUCCGGUGUGAUUUGAAAAAAUCAAUUUGGAGUCGAACAUUACUACAUGAUCUUUAAUAUUAUAUACAAGUUUGUGUGUUAUUCCUGAAAUAGAAUAAUUAAAAUUAAUCUGGUUUUUUGUUAUGGUGUAACGCAUGCAUUUUAAUAUUUGAUGCAAGGCAAUUAUUUUCAGACCAUAAGACUAAGUUAUUAAUAUUUAUAGACAAUAGUCAUAAUAUUUUUUGUUUGAAUAACUCGACUUUAGUUUAUCGUAUCUGUUUCUGUUCGAUAACCAUAUUUUAAUGAUCUUAGGACUUAGAGGUAUUGACUAUUGAGGUUAUACUUUAUGUUCAACAAUUAUUUGGCAAAAUACAUCCCUCAUCCUCUAGAGCCAAUAAUAACAAGAUGGGGGACAUACCGCAAAUUAUUAUUCCAAAUAAUAUGAUGAAACUAAAAAUAAAGUAUAUCUAUGUUGGAUCCUGAUACUGAAUUUCCAAGGGAAAAGAAAUUUUUCAGAGACCUGAUAUAAAGUCUACUCUAUUAUAUAUUGUGUUUAAUUUUAGUUUUUUGGGUGAAUCAGUAUCAAAGUUAGAAAAUACCAAGAUUCCGUUGAGUGAAAGCUAAAAAAUUAUUGAUUUAUCAAUUAAAAAAAAUAAUGAAUUAGAGGGUCCAACAGCUAAACUAUUAAAGAAAAAAUGAACGACGGUUUAAAUAAAAAUUCGGGACUGAAGACCAUUAAAUAUAUAGAAAACAUUCUUUGUGGUAUUACGAAUAAAAACACGAUGGAGCUCAAUCUUUCGCCUAGUGAAAAAAUGCCAUGAAGUAUGCACUCAUAAAAUCUUGUGAUGUGUAACGCUCUAUUAGUAAGUAUAAGUCAGUGUAAACCAAAUCGCCGUAAUUUUAAUUUUAAAAAUUCAAAACAAUACCUAUAUGAUUUGUCAUUGUUUCAUUUUGAAUUGAUAAAAAAUAAAAAUAUGUACAAUAAAAUAAUUACAUGACAUUACAAUUUACAGCGAUAAAGGUACUGUAAUCGGAAAUAGGGCUUAAAGUCAGUAAAGUGUAAGCAUGAUGCUCAAUGAUUAUAUGGCGAAGACAAAUGUUUCCAAAAUCCAGAACAUCAUAGAGUUCAUAAUAUAGAAUUCAAUGAUCCAGAAUGACCUUAGCGCUUUUUUGCCGCAAUGGCGUUUGAUGAACUAAUACAGUGCUACCAUUGAUUAAAUAAUGUACUAUUAGGUAUACAAUAUCAUAAAAUCAAUGGUGCCACUAUUUGACAAGAAUCAUAAUUUUGCAUAUGAUUAUAAACAACUGAUCUCUUGAUUAUUAUGCAUCAUUCUAAUAAAACAAAUUUUUUAUAAGACGUAUUUUUUUUUAAACGAAUAUACCUAAUAUACAACCUGUAAAAUCGAAAAUUCAAUAAUUAAUAUGUAUAAAAAAAAAAAUCAUGUUGCACAAUUUUAUUAUUCAUUUAUUUAUUAAUAUUAUUUUAUGGGUAAAAAAUUUAUUUUAUUCAAUCUUACUAUCCAAUUAAAAGUAUUUUACAUUUAUUAAUCAUUAAUAAAUUUAAAAAAACUGGUGUUAGGAAUUUGUUUGUUUAAUCCGGUACGACGUAAUUGCCAAAUAAAAUAUAAGUAAAUAAUAAUAAUAAUAAUAAUAAUAACAACACUAUAUCUUUGUAUAUGAUAAAAAAGAUACCUAUGUAUAUGUUUAUCACACAAAUAUAAAGCUUGUUUUAUGGGAGGUACCUACCGAAAACAAACUGUAUACUAAAAAAUCGUUUUGAUGAUAAUUUUAUGUGGAAACUGUUUAUACUGUAAUACUGUUUACUAAAAUCAAUUAAUCAAAAUAAUAUUACUAAUCUAUAGUAUUUGGUACUGUGUAAUGUGUAGUAUUACUGUGAUGUAGUCUAGUAGUCGUCUUCAGUCCAUGGUCUUUGUAAUAUUAUGUUGAUUAUGACAACUGACAACAGUACAGUAUUUUUUGUAAACACUUGACUUCUUUGUCUACUUGUCUAUGCACUAAACAUUUUUUUUGUCAAUUUUUAAUUAUGCUGGUUGUAUAUUAAACAUAAAGUUAACAUUAAGUUAUAAAGUUAUGAUAUUUAUUUGUGUAGUAUAAUUAAUUAAUUUUUAUUAUUACUAUUAUUGAGUAUUUUAUUAAAUAUUAUAAAUUUGUUGUAAUACAGUAACAUUCAUAGUUGAUUAUUAUUUUUAACUGAUUGUAAAAAAAUAAAAUUGUUUUCAUCAUGGCUUCAGCGGAUCCAACGGGUGUUACCAAAACUUGGGAACUUUCACUAUACGAAUUACAUAGAUCUCCUCAAGAGGCUAUUACAGAUAACACCGAAAUUGCUGUAUCCCCACGAAGUCUACAUAGUGAACUAAUGUGUCCAAUAUGUUUGGAUAUGUUGAAAAAAACAAUGACUACUAAAGAAUGUCUCCAUAGAUUCUGUUCAGACUGCAUUGUGACUGCUCUCCGUUCAGGUAAUAAAGAAUGCCCUACCUGUCGUAAGAAACUAGUAUCUAAACGAUCGCUACGUCCUGAUCCAAAUUUUGAUCUUCUUAUAUCUAAGAUUUAUCCUAACCGUGAUGAAUAUGAAGCACAUCAAACUAGAGUGUUGGAAAAGUUAAAUAAUAGUCACAGUCAGGCUAAUUUAGUUCAGUCAAUAAAUGAAGGUAUUAAAUUACAAACUCAAAAUCGACUACAACGUACCAAAAAAAACCAAAAUGAAGAACUAAAUGAGAGUAACUCAUCAACUACUCCAAAACCUUCAAAUAGUUCAGGUCAAGAUAAUGUAACAAGAACAAUGGUACAAACAAAAGUGGCAAAGAAGAUGAAGUCUGUUAUGAUUUCAGAAAAAGAAGGACCCUCUGCAACUGUUGACACCUCAGAUAUAACAGAAUGUGAUGGUACACCAAAAGGUGUGUCAGCAGAUGAAAUAGAACUAGUGUUUAAACCUCAUCCUACAGAAAUGGCCAAUGAUAAUCAGUUGAUCAGAAUUUUGAAAGAAAACUCUGUUCGUUAUAUAAAAACAACGGCUAAUGCAACUGUUGAUCAUUUGAGUAAGUAUUUAGCUAUGCGAUUGACGGUAGACCUUGGCUCAGAACUUCCCGAACAAACUCUCAAUUUUCUUAUCUAUGUUGCAUCAACUGCUGAUCAAUUGGUUCCUCUCAAUGGCAAUCAAACACUCCGAAAUGUACACGAUAAGUAUUGGAAAGUUAACAAGCCGCUGGAAAUGUUCUACUCUUUUACUUAAAUUUUUUUUUUAUUAUUGGUUUCUUUAGUUUAUUAUAAAGAAGGCUGGACAAGUUAACUAUUUUUUUUAACUCGUUAAGUUAAGUUAAUAUAAGGUAAUGACUAAUAGUAAUGGGUAUACAAACGUGAUUGAGAUACUGAAAGUAAAUAGUUAUAUUUAUCUUUUAUUGAUGACGCAGUUACCCAUAAAACAUUUCUGUUUAUAAUAUAGGUAUAUAAUAUAUUCUAUGAAUAUGCAAUAUAAUAACUAUUAUUUAUUAGGUAAUAUUUCUGAUUAUUAUUAUUUUUUUUUAUAAAAUUUAUUUUUACAAAUUGAAUAUAUUUUUAAUCAGUGGUUUAGGAAUAAAAUAAACUUGACAUGACAAUGAAAUAAAUUAACUCGUAAAUAUAACUCAAUUAUAACCCGUUAAUGUCCAGUCUUGCUUAUAAAUAGUUAUAACUGCCUAGUACAUUUUAUAAGUACCUAUAUAAUAUAUUUUUAUUUGCUAACAAAAAUUAAUAAAAAUAAAAAUGUAUAAUACCUUACAUAAUGUAAUUUACUUGGUAAUUAGGUACAUAACUCUUUUAAAUAAGUUCAAUAAUUUAAGUAAUGUAGUUUAUAAUUAAAACAUAAAUUAAAUUUUUUAAAAAUAUUUAUAAUUUUACUUUUAUAUACCAUAAAUGAAUAGGU